AUGUCUACAUCUGGAGAUAGUAGAGUUGAUUCAGCUUCAGCUUCAGCUUCAUUCGAAAUUCGAGAACAUUUAAAAUCAAUCAAUUCCAAAUCUGAUGUCAAGGGAACGAAUGAUAACUCGCCAGCGCCGAAAUCAACCACAGAGGAAGAGAUCAACGACAAUUCACAAAAAGAUGAUGCUGCUACGAUGGCUGCCAGUGAAGAAUUAAAGCAUACCACCAUUUCAGACAGAAUCACCCUUCCUACAGAAACACCCUCGCAGGCACCAGAAACAGAAGCUCAAACUGAAGAUAAGGAUAUGUCCGGUACAGACAAAGACACCACACCCGAAGCUGAUCCGACCGAUGCGCAUGAUGAGGAAAUGAAAGAUCGAGUUUCUUCCCCCAAGAAGAAACGUGGUCGAGAUCAAGAUGACGAUACAAACCAUUUGGAAGAUGAUGGUGGGAGAAAUAAUGGCAGUACGAGCGAAGGAAGUACAAAUGGAAGUCGAACCAUGAGAUCAGGUCCAGAAAAAAAGAGACCUCGAGAUACUUCACAAGAACCAUCCAGAAUAUCAAGUAAAUCUUCAAUAAAGGAGAUAAGCUCGGCUGAACCUUCAAAGAUCACUCAAACAUCAACAUCAUCCACCGAAAACCCCAUUAAAUCUACAUUUGGAAGCAGCUCUGGUGACAAAUUUAUAAGUUCAGGGUUUGGUGCCUUAUCAUCUGCAACCACUUCUCCGUUUGGCACAUUGGGCGCAACCAAACCCAGCGUUUUUGGUGGAAAUACAAAAUCGCCGCUUUCAGGAUUUGGGGCUUUGGCUUCCUCUAAACCUACAACCUCUACAGCUACAUCAUCUACUUCAGGUUCCUCGGGAGAAAAAACUACAUCGGGGUUCGGGAGCGCGUUUGGUGGUGGUAGCACAUCAGGAUUUGGUGGAUUAGGUUCAGGGAGUGCAUUUGGCAGUGGGUUGAAAAAUGGAUUUGCUGGUGGAUCUGGUCCAAAACUUUCAAGCUUUGCAGCUCCAGGUAAAGAAAAUGUUGCCUUAGGUAGCAAGCCAGCCAAACCUUUUGGUGCUCCGGCUAGUGAUGCGGAGGACUCCGAUGAUGAUGAAGAUGAUAGCGAUGGUGGGGCAGAAGGAGAUGAGGAAGAAGGAGGGGAUAAAGCAGUCGUUGAGGAAAAGAAAAAGUCCAAGAAAGUUCACAUGGAUGACGGCGAAGCCGACGAAGCAACCAUACUACAAAUCAGAGCCAAGCUAUUUGCGAUGGGAUCUAAAGAGGCCGGUUGGAAGGAGAGAGGAGUUGGUACUUUGAAGAUAAACGCACCCAAAACCAGUGUCGAAUUUGACGACAGUGGCCACACAAUUCCUAAUAGUUUUGAUUCAUCAAUGCUAGAAGGACAUAGUGUACGAUUGGUCAUGCGACAGGAAAAUACUCACAGAGUUAUCUUAAAUACAGUGGUAUUGAAAGCCAUGGAAUUCAAACCUAAACCAUCGACUACCUCGGCUCAAAUUUUAUUCACAGCUUUUGAGGGAGAAACAGAAGCUAAACCUAUCAAUAUGAUACUCAAGGUCAGUACUCUCGAUACUUAUUAUGUGUAUGUUUUGUGA
Sclerotinia borealis F-4128 is the source of this 1587-nucleotide messenger RNA. The record is from the annotation of a GenBank genome assembly. NCBI's taxonomy places the organism in Eukaryota, Fungi, Ascomycota, Leotiomycetes, Helotiales, Sclerotiniaceae.